GUGGCUGUCAAUGUGGAUCUCACCUGAUGUUUUCUUUCGCAGUGAUUCCGAUUGCUUGUUUUCUGUGUUGCAGCCACUGAGUGAGUAGAAUUGAACGAAGGGUGGACUACAGUAAUGGCGGAAACAUCACUUCGUAGAGGAUCGUGAUGUUAACGAACUUGGAGAAAACCUGUAGAAUAAGACUGCAGUAAGAUUUUUUUUUGCACUUCAGGAUUCGGUCACAUUGUUAACUUUUUUCUGGAGAAGUAGUGUGUUCGGGUGGAGGAGUAGGGAAGGGGAGAGAGGACGAAGACAUGGUUGUGUGAUGCGCUGUUGAGGAAUGCGUUGGAUUCUGGGUAGAGAAAACCUUGUUUCUGGGUUGGUCGAGUGUAGUUUUUAUUUUCUGAGGUUGUACUGCGCGCCACAGGUUUCGUGGGAGCUAUCGUUGAGUUUGGAAGGGUGCGUGUGUGUGUGUGUGUGUGUGUGUGUGUUGAUAGGAGUUGAGGGAAGUGUUUUGAAGCCGUCGAAAUGACGGCUACAGCAGCGUUCGUCACGUCCUUGGUCAUAUCCUUUGUCAUAUUUGUGGUUCUUUUUCUUCUCUUUUUGAUUUUGUCGCGUAGACCGGGGAAUUUUCACGUUUAUCACCCUUUGCGUGCCUUACGCGGGGAAGGGCCAUUUGGUAACAAGUACGGACCGUUUCAAUGGGCGAUAGAUGCGUUUCGAGUUACAGACGAACAGCUCGUUGCGGCAGCUGGUCUCGAUGCCGUUGUUUACGUGAACCUCUUCACGACAGCGCUGGAGAUUACAGUGCUGUCGGCAGUUUUUUGUAUUAUUGUUCUGAUUCCCAUCUGCGCGACGGAGAAUAACAACUUCGAAAUGGCGAAAAACAAAAGUAACGAUUUCAAUUACUCGGGUUUUGACAAUUUGAGCAUGAGCAACAUUCCGAGCGGGAGUCCCAAGAUAUGGGCAUUCCUUAUUGGGGUUUAUUGGGUCUCCAUUGUCACUUAUUACUCACUGUGGAGAGCUUACAAGAAAGUUUUCUCCCUGCGCAACAUGAUGCACUCCUCCGAAGUGUCUCGUCCACAGCAGUAUACAGUCCUUGUGCGGGACAUUCCUGUCUCCCAGGAACACGAGAAACGCACUGAGCAAGUGGAGUCUUUUUUUAGAAGGGUGCAUCCUCAUUCUUAUGAGCGCUGCAUGAUCAUGCACGACUUCAGCGAGGCUGAAAGUCUGUACAACGAGCGUGAGGUUGCUUCGCGUAAACUAGAGCACGCCGAAGCAGUGUUUGAGUUGUCUAAAGGCAAACCAGGGAGUGAUGGCGUCCGACCUAUGCACAAGACUGGUUUCAUGGGUUUGCUCGGACCGAAGGUCGACUCCAUUGAAUUCUGGACCAAAAAAAUCCACGAGCUUACUCCUCAGCUAGAGGAGGCGCGUAAAAAAUGCAAAGCAGAAGCCAACGAAGACGCUGCUCUUGUUUUUUUCAAUGAGAGACUUGCUGCCGCCCAGGCUGCACAGUCGGUUCACGCAGCCUACGCUCUCGAAUGGCAAGUGGAGCCAGCCGCAGAGCCCAGGGAGUGUAUCUGGAGGAAUAUGCAUUUAUCUGCCUGGCAACGCUCGAUUCGGAAGCCCGUUGUAUACGUCGUGACAUUCUUCGUAGUCAUUUUUUACAUGAUUCCCAUUGCAGCGAUUUCAGCGAUCACAACCCUUGAGAACUUGGAAACGGUCCUUCCGUUCAUCAAAUCCAUCACCCGCAUCAAAGCUUUGAAUGCCAUAUUGCAAGCGUACCUGCCACAACUUGCUCUCAUUGUCUUCCUGGCGCUGCUACCGAAACUGCUUUUGACGUUGUCCAAAGCAGAAGGAAUUCCGUCUAAGAGUCACAUUUCACGAGCUGCAUCUGGAAAAUACUUCUAUUUCAUGAUCUUCAAUGUAUUCUUAGGAGUCACAAUUUUUGGUGCCGUUUUCUCAAGUUUUAAAGGUUUCAAAGUUUUGAUCGACCAGCAGCAACUCUCUGUGAGUAAGGUCGUCGAAUUAUUUGGUACCAAGCUGCCUCCAGUUUCGACCUACUUCAUCACAUACGUUGCCCUGAAGUUCUUUGUUGGUUAUGGGUUGGAAAUUUCACGUAUCAUUCCACUCAUAAUUUAUCACAUCAAACGUAAGUUUCUCUGCAAGACAGAGCGGGAGCUGGAAGACGCCUGGGCCCCGGGAUCAUUCUCUUAUCACACCAGUGUUCCAUCGGACCUGCUAGUUGUGACAUUGACUCUUAGCUACUCGGUCAUUGCUCCCAUGAUCCUCGUCUUCGCCUUUCUUUACUUCGCCAUUGGAUGGUUGGUGAUGCGCAAUUCGGCUCUGAAUGUAUAUGUCCCCGAAUGGGAAAGCAACGGAAGGAUGUGGCCACACAUUCACAACCGUAUCCUUGUGGCUCUUCUUGUGUCCCAAAUUACGGCUCUGGGAUUUUUCGCAGUGAAAAAGUUCCCUUACACAGUAUUCCUGAUCUUUCUACCACUAGCAACAUUUGCGUUCUACCUCUAUUGCAAGAGAAACUUCUACAAAUCGUUUGCAGUUGUUUCUCUGUACGUAGCAAGCCAACCAGUGAAAGAGACGCCGUCCAUGGACACGAUUGUUCAAGCUUACACACCCACUUGCUUGUUGGAGGGCGAUCAGUUCGAAGAUGCAGAUUUCCAGGAUGCUAGAUCCAACAUGACGUCGAGGACUAACUCCGGCAUUGCAACCCCAGCUGAGCGAAAUGUUUGAAUUGUAGGCACAACGAUUAGUUAGUCGUAGAGAUAAUAAGUGUGCACCUGUUCGAUUGAUUGUUGCGCACUGAAAGUCUUCCAUCUUGUAAUUCUAUCCCUUUCUUUGUCAUUUAAUUGCCUGUCACUGGCCUUCUCAUCUUUCCAUCCAGUUACUAGCCAAAAAUAUGUACGAUAGUAGACAACAUGCUCAAAAUUACCGUCAGUAGGUGAGAACUCCUUAUGGACUGUACAAUGAGAGUAUAUAAAAUGUGUUUCAACUGAUCACGUCUCUAA
Molecule: messenger RNA, 3005 nt
Organism: Physcomitrium patens
Lineage: Eukaryota; Viridiplantae; Streptophyta; Bryopsida; Funariales; Funariaceae
Product: CSC1-like protein ERD4
Cellular component (GO): plasma membrane
Molecular function (GO): calcium-activated cation channel activity
Source: RefSeq, a predicted model, not a curated record